Molecule: messenger RNA, 1296 nt
Organism: Colletotrichum karsti
Lineage: Eukaryota; Fungi; Ascomycota; Sordariomycetes; Glomerellales; Glomerellaceae
Product: 3', 5'-bisphosphate nucleotidase
Exons: 1
Coding region: 1-1296 (431 amino acids)
Biological process (GO): sulfate assimilation; phosphatidylinositol phosphate biosynthetic process
Molecular function (GO): 3'(2'),5'-bisphosphate nucleotidase activity
Source: RefSeq, a predicted model, not a curated record
AUGCCCCUCAACAAGGCCGAGCCACAAAACAUCAGACAGAAUCCCCGUCGUCGUCUCCCGUCUAUAUCCUUCCUCUUCCUCCUUUCCUCCAUCAUCGUCGUGACCCUGGCUAUCCUGUCUUUACGAGCCUUCCCACGGCUCUCCCUCCUCUCGAACCACUUCGCCCCGCGAGCCUACUUCUUCUCGACAAACACAAACGUACACAAUAAGAACCCCUACACCGCCAUGUCCUCGUACGCCAAGGAGCUCGAGGUCGCCCAGCUGGCCGUCCAGCGCGCCUCCAUCCUCACCAAGCGCGUCUUCCACGAGAAGGCAAAGGGCACCGUCGACAAGAACGACAAGUCCCCCGUCACCAUCGGCGACUUCGGCGCCCAGGCCCUCAUCAUCGCCGCUCUGCGCAAGCACUUCCCCGAGGACGAGAUCGUCGCCGAGGAGGAGGCCGCUCAACUGCGCUCCGACGCCGGUCUGCGCGACCAGAUCUGGAACCUCGUCCGGACCACCAAGCUCGACGAUUCCCAGGCCGAGUCCCUCCUCGGCGGCCCCAUCGAGUCCGCCGACAGCAUGCUCGACCUCAUCGACCGCGGCAACAGCAAGGGCGGCGCCACCGGCCGCAUCUGGGCCAUUGACCCCAUCGACGGCACGAAGGGCUUCCUCCGCGGCGGCCAGUACGCCGUCUGCCUGGCCCUCAUGGUCGACGGCGACGUCAAGGUCGGCGUCCUCGGCUGCCCCAACCUGCCCGUCGACGACAAGGCGCCCCUGACGGCCGACAUUGGCUCCAACGCCUCCGACAACACGGGCUACGGCGUCAUCUUCUCCGCCGUCCAGGGCCAGGGCGCCACCUCGCGGCCCCUGAAGACGGGCGCCAUCGCCGACGGCGCUCCCAUCUCCAUGAAGCCCCUCACCGAGAUGUCGGCCGCCACCUUCUGCGAGAGCGUCGAGGCCGGCCACAGCGCGCACGACGACCAGGCCCAGAUCGCCGCCAAGCUCGGCAUCACCAAGCCCAGCGUCCGCAUGGACAGCCAGAGCAAAUACGGCUCCAUCGCCCGCGGCGCCGGCGACAUCUACCUGCGUCUGCCCGUCAAGGCUACCUACCAGGAGAAGAUCUGGGACCACGCGGCCGGCGACCUGAUUGUGCGCGAGGCCGGUGGCCAGGUUACGGAUAUUCAGGGCAAGAGGCUCGACUUCUCCGUCGGCAGGACGUUGGCGAACAACAAGGGGGUCAUCGCCGCCCCGGCGGCUGUGCACGGCGACGUUUUGAAGGUUGUCCAGGAGGUGUUGAGCCAAAAAUCAAGCUAG